Tripterygium wilfordii is the source of this 519-nucleotide messenger RNA. Its product is annotated as transcription factor CPC-like. NCBI's taxonomy places the organism in Eukaryota, Viridiplantae, Streptophyta, Magnoliopsida, Celastrales, Celastraceae. The transcript has 3 exons. Gene Ontology annotation, cellular component: nucleus. Bases 193 to 459 code for a protein of 88 amino acids. Gene Ontology annotation, biological process: cell differentiation. The record is from RefSeq and is a predicted model, not a curated record. Gene Ontology annotation, molecular function: transcription cis-regulatory region binding.
CACAACCAAUUUCAUUACUUCUCCAUUCUUUCUCAAAUUCUACCCUUUUGAUCAAUUUAAAUCUGCUAACAACAUCUCUUUGACUACAGUUUCUGUCUAUUUCUUAUCAUCACCUGCUCAUUAGUUCCUGACUGUGCUUUCUCUCUCUCUCUCUCUCUGUUUAACUCCUCUUUAUCAUUCUGGUUCCAAGUAAUGAUGGAUAAGCGUCCCCGCAAGCAAGCCAAAACCAGAAGCACAACCUCUGAAGAAGUGAGUAGCAUCGAAUGGGAAUUCAUCAAGAUGACAGAACAAGAAGAAGAUCUUAUAUACAGAAUGCAUAGGCUGGUUGGAGACAAGUGGGAUUUGAUAGCGGGACGGAUACCGGGCCGUAAAGCAGAAGAAAUAGAGAGGUUUUGGAUAAUGAGACAUGGUGAAGUUUUUGCUGAGAAAAGAAAUGAACACCAAGCCAACAACUCCUGAAGCUGGUGCUUUCCCGUUAAUUUUUUUUUCGAAACGGGGAGGGUGAUUCGAACCCUAGUC